AUGUAUUUAUAUUUCAGAAAUGUUUAUUUGUGUGAAAAAAGAAAUAAAAUUUUAACAAUCGUCAAAGACAUAGAGCUCAAUAUAAGAAUACCAGCGCACGACCAGGAUAUUGUAAACGAAGUGAAGAUAUUGUCAUCAUUGAAACAUCCCAAUGUCAUAAGGUUUUAUGAUUAUCACUACGCAGAAAACUAUGCCUUUAUUUCUAUGGAGUACGCAACAGGCGGAAAUUUAGCGGAAUUUAUGUAUCAAAGAUGCCCCAAAUUAAUAAAACAAGAGGAAAUAUUAUUAUACUAUAGUCAAGUAUUAUUAGGGGUAAAUUACAUUCAUAGUUUGGACAUCAUUCAUAGAGAUAUAAAAGCUGAGAAUAUUCUACUCACUGGGAAGAAUGGUGUUAUAGUAAAGAUCGGCGACUUUGGAAUAUCAAAGAUGCUGGCCAGUGUGAAGAAAACGUCGACAGUCAUAGGAACACCAUAUUAUUUAGCACCGGAACUCUGCGAAGGUGAGCCAUAUGACACGAAGAGCGAUGUGUGGGCGCUAGGCUGCUUGCUAUAUGAAAUGUGCACACAUAAAAGAGCUUUUGAUGCUGAAACAUUAGUUGGUUUAGUGAAAGCAAUCACUAGUGGAAGUGUGCAUCCAAUUGACUUGAAUGUAUAUGACCGGGGUAUUCAAGAUGUGAUUGACUCAAUGUUAUCUGUACUACCAGCUAAGCGACCUUCCAUCAAACAACUUAUGGGUCGAAACAUUUUAUUAUUUAUGUCAUACACAGUAUUUCUAAACGCAGGGGACGAAGAUUUUAUGAAUAAGUUUCUAGAAGAAAUAAUACAAUAAUUUAGGAUUCUGGAUUUUUUGU
Leptidea sinapis is the source of this 850-nucleotide messenger RNA. RefSeq names its product serine/threonine-protein kinase Nek8-like. Lineage: Eukaryota; Metazoa; Arthropoda; Insecta; Lepidoptera; Pieridae. Gene Ontology annotation, molecular function: protein kinase activity; ATP binding. The coding region runs from base 1 to 828 and encodes 275 amino acids. The transcript has 5 exons. The record is from RefSeq and is a predicted model, not a curated record. Gene Ontology annotation, biological process: protein phosphorylation.